Molecule: messenger RNA, 1167 nt
Organism: Rhea pennata
Lineage: Eukaryota; Metazoa; Chordata; Aves; Rheiformes; Rheidae
Gene: KRTCAP3
Product: keratinocyte associated protein 3
Exons: 5
Coding region: 59-775 (238 amino acids)
Source: RefSeq, a predicted model, not a curated record
UGGCGGGUGCGGUGUCCGGCGGCGCCCGGGGCCGGCGGCGGCAGAGCCGCGGCGACUAAUGCGGGCCGGGCUGGCGCUCAUCGUGCUCGGCCACGGCAACCUGGUCCUGGGCGCCAUCGUGCACGGCUCCGUCCUGCGGCACGUGGCCGGUGCCGGCCGGGCCAUCACCCCCGAGUACGCGGCGGCCAACGUGGUGUCCGUGGUCUCGGGGCUGCUGGUGAGAGCGGCGGGGCCAGAGGAGCCAGGCUGGGCGGAGCAGAGGGGCCGGGCCUGCCCCGUGGUGAACGCUGGUCUCUUCCCGCAGAGCAUCGCCGCGGGAAUCGUCGCAAUCCUGGUGUCGAACAACUUGUCCCGGGCAGCACUGCACUGGACCCUACUGAGUGUGUCCCUCCUGAACAGCCUGCUGUCUGCAGCAUGCAGUGUGGGCCUGGCGCUGGCCAUUGCUCUCACCAUUCACAGCCGGGGAACGCGUCUUGUCAUAGGCUGCAACAGCGCUGCACUGCCUGCGGAUGCUCGUGCAGCCAUAGUGACCAAUGAUUGCCCCUUCAAUACCACACGGAUCUAUGAUACAGCCCUGGCACUCUGGUUCCCCUCCAUGGUGCUGGCAGCCGCAGAGGCUGCACUGUCCGGCAGGUGCUGUUUGGUGGCCUUGAUCCUCCAGGGCAUCGGGCCCUGUGCACACACCUCCAUCAGAGCACAGCCAGGUGCAAUGAAGGAGGAGCCUCCACGUGAGAAGCGGCAGCUGCUGGUGGGGCUUGCUGAUUCUUGUGUCUAGCUGGAGAGGUGCUGUUGGAGGAGCACUGGGCCCCAGGAGGGUGAAACUGUGCCAUGCUCCUGCCCCAGGAGUAGGCACACGCAGGGUGGACUGCAGGAGAAAGGCACGUACACCCCUCUCCCCACCCAGGACAAGCCUCAGGCACAAGCUGCCCAGGGCCACCAGGCAGCCCUAGACCAGUGGAGCCCCUGUUUCUCAGCCACAGCCAUAAGGACGUUCCUAGGGCACAAAAGACUCUGGUGGUCUUGUUCCUGCAAAGGCUUGGCAGAAAGGUGGGCAGAAGUGCCCAGGGCCUGGCAGUAGCCAGGGCUGACCUGGAUCUUAGUGGCCCAGCUGCAGAGCAACUGAAGUGUCUGCUGCUUCCUUGGGUAAAUAAAGUUUUCUUUCCCACA